AUGGCCUUGAGCUUGUAUAUCUUUCACCUCUGCUAUAAGUUCAAAGUGUUGGUGCUUGUCACUUUGUGCUUGACGGUGCUGUGGGCCACGUGCAGUUACUUUGUGGACUACAGACAGGAGAUUUCUAAAGCUAAGAGCAUGGUGGAGAAUUUCAGGAAGGUAGCUAGCCUGGAGGACAGUCAAAAGGAAGAGAAGAGUGAAUCGGUGGCGAAAGUUCCCACGGUGAAGUCAUUUCAGGGUCACUGCCCAUCUCUGUCUCCCUACCUGCGAGGUGCCAGCAAACUCACCUUCAAAGCAUCUCUCACGCUAGAAGAAGUGCAAAAGGAGAACCCUCAGGUAGCCAAGGGUCGAUACCGCCCUACAGAGUGCUCAGCGUUGCAGCAUGUGGCCAUCCUCAUCCCGUACCGCAAUCGAGAGAAGCAUCUGCUGUACCUCCUGGAGCACCUCCACCCCUUCCUCCAGAGGCAGCAGCUGGACUACGGCAUUUACGUUAUCCACCAGGCUGGCAGCACCAAAUUUAAUCGAGCGAAACUGCUGAAUGUAGGAUACCUAGAGGCCCUAAAAGAAGCGAACUGGGACUGUUUCAUUUUCCAUGAUGUGGAUCUGGUGCCAGAAAAUGACUUUAACAUUUACAUGUGUGACAGACAACCAAAGCACCUUGUAGUUGGCAGGAACAGUACUGGAUACAGGCUACGGUACCAGGGGUACUUUGGAGGCGUAACUGCUCUAACAAGAGACCAGUUUUCCAAGGUGAAUGGAUUCUCUAACAACUACUGGGGUUGGGGUGGAGAAGACGACGACCUUCGAAUCAGGGUUGAGAUGCAGAAGAUGAAAGUGGUGAGGCCGUCUGCUGACGUAGCCAGGUACACGAUGAUCUUCCACAAACGAGACCACGGUAACGAGGAGAAUGGAGAGAGGAUGAAGCUUCUACGUCAGGUAUCCAGAACGUGGAAAACGGAUGGGCUGAACUCUUGUUCAUAUAAGCUGCUCUCCGUGGAGCAUAACCCUCUGUAUGUCAACAUCACGGUGGAUUUCAGCACGGAGCCGAAGGUCUCGUAAGGGCGAGCACCACCCGGGUCGCAGG
Molecule: messenger RNA, 1084 nt
Organism: Eurypyga helias (sunbittern)
Lineage: Eukaryota; Metazoa; Chordata; Aves; Eurypygiformes; Eurypygidae
Gene: B4GALT4
Product: UDP-Gal:betaGlcNAc beta 1,4- galactosyltransferase, polypeptide 4
Exons: 6
Coding region: 1-1059 (352 amino acids)
Biological process (GO): carbohydrate metabolic process
Molecular function (GO): glycosyltransferase activity
Source: RefSeq, a predicted model, not a curated record